Messenger RNA from Adineta ricciae, 288 nucleotides. Lineage: Eukaryota; Metazoa; Rotifera; Eurotatoria; Adinetida; Adinetidae. The record is from the annotation of a GenBank genome assembly.
AUGGCCGGUUUAAUGCAAGUAACCUGUCUCUUAGUGCUCAUUGCCAUAGCACACAGUUGGACGAUUCCUUCGGUUGAUACAGAAGAUCGAAAGCUACUUGAUGCUGUCGAUCCUGUUUGUACCAAAACCGUUGGCACGCCAUCUGAUGAAAAACUGACAACAACUGUCUGCACCAAAGAACUAGUUGCCAACGGAAAGAAACAAACUCUCAAAACAACGGAAGUCACAAAUGAAAACGGCGUUGUGGUAUCCCGCGGCGAAUCUUAUUCAAUCAACACCAUCAAUUAA